This is a messenger RNA of Rasamsonia emersonii CBS 393.64, 3009 nucleotides long. Its product is annotated as RNA polymerase II transcription factor protein. Gene Ontology annotation, biological process: transcription by RNA polymerase I; transcription by RNA polymerase II; nucleotide-excision repair. The coding region runs from base 1 to 3009 and encodes 1002 amino acids. Lineage: Eukaryota; Fungi; Ascomycota; Eurotiomycetes; Eurotiales; Trichocomaceae. The record is from RefSeq and is a predicted model, not a curated record. Gene Ontology annotation, cellular component: transcription factor TFIIH core complex; transcription factor TFIIH holo complex. The transcript is spliced from 4 exons.
AUGGCCCCUCCACCCCCGAGCGGGUCGGCGGCAUACAAGAAGAAAGAUGGCACCUUGACCAUGUCCAAGGACCGCCAGUCGCUCUCCUGGAUCCCGGCGGCUGGCGGUGCGGCGGGGGCGUUGACCAUCGAGGUCAAGAAUAUCACUAAUUUGCAACAGACGCCGGCGAGUAAUCCGAAAGUGAUGCUGAGGAUUUUUGCCCAGCAGCCUGCGAACGGUAACGCACAGGAACAAUACGUUUUCACGUUUACGUCCGCGACGAACGCCCGUGGCGAAGCCGAUGCCAUCAAGGAUGCCCUCAGCGCGGCGAUCCAGGCAGCGAAAGCUGCAGCCGCCCCGACGGCGGUCCCCGGGGAAGGGGUUUCGCCGGCCAUGGCUAUGGCACAUGCCAUCUCGUCCGCGGGGAUGGGGAGACCGGCGUGGGAUGAUGACAACAAGCUCAUCGCGGAUGCGGAGCUGCAGCAGUCGUUGCUCAAGUCCGAUGCCAACCUGCAACGGAUGUUUAUGGAAUCCCUCCGCACCAAGCCCGACACGCUGUCCGGGGCGCAGUUCGUGUCGCAGUUCUGGUCGACUCGGGUGCAUCUGCUGCGGGCCCAUGCGAUUGAGAAGGCGCAGACACGGGGUUCUUACAACGUCCUAUCCACCUUGAAACCUCGUGUCGAGGAUAAUGUGACCAAGUUAAAUAUCAGCAAGGAGCAGAUCCAGCUCAUCUUCACCCAGCACCCACUCGUCAAGCGCGUCUACGAUGAGAAUGUGCCCAAGCUAAGUGAGCAGCAGUUCUGGUCGCGCUUCUUCCAGAGUCGACUGUUCAAAAAGCUGCGCGGGGAGCGGAUCUCCGACACAGACCCUACGGAUAAUAUCUUGGACAAAUACCUCAAGAUCGAUGAACAUGCGGGACGAUCGCUCGAGGCGCACGUUCCGCACUUUAUCGAUCUGGCUGGAAACGAGGUCAACCAUAGUCAACGCCAGGGAAACCGCCCGGACGUCGACAUGCGACCCGCGCCGAUGGACAAAGUGCCCAUCAUUAGGACGCUGAACUCUCUGAGUGAGAAGAUCAUGGCCAACGUCGCGCCCGCUGACCGGGACCCGACGGCGCCGGUGGGCAUGGAUGAGAUCACGUUCAGCGAGCUGCAGCUUCGAGAUCUCCGGGGCGACGAGGAGCAGAACCGCAUUAGGUUGAACAUUCGCGACCAGAGUCGGUUCUUCUCGCAGGCCAAGGAGAAGGACGAGAGUGAGAACCAGAUGUUUGCCAACGUGGACCCGACGCAGAUCAUUAUUUCCUUGCAGACCGACGUCGACCAGACCUUCCCUCCGGACGGCUCGUCAUCCCACCUCGGGCGGCUCGUCGAGCCGGAGGAGGAUGACAGCGACGAGGAAGAGGGCAAGCAGAGCCAGCAAGUCGGAUCCAAGGCGAAUCUGCAUCGGGCGUCGGCUCAGCUCUUCGACGCUAUCCGGGAACGCCGGACGCAGACGGAGACCACGGCCGCCGGUUCAGGGACCUGCGGCCUGUCCCCGGCACUGUUUGAUCGCCUCACCCUGACGCAUGCCACGACAACGGAGUUCUUGCACCAGUUCUGGCAGGCCUUUCUCUCGGGGAACCCCGAUCGUGCCGGCGAGCUGGCCUCCCUCGUCGAGUCGCUGAACCGGGCGAUGGAGCGGGUCAAGGCGGUUGCGGCGGACGCGGAGGCGGAACGGCAGGCCGAAAUCGAGAAGCUGAAGCAGCAUGCGCGGGACGUGCUGGCGGCGACGGGGAAGAAGAUCCGGGUCAACCUGGCGGGCGUCGGGGGCGGCGAAAAGGUGGUCAACCAGCUGCUGGGGCCGACGAUGAAGGCGCUGGACUUGGCCAUCUCUAAAUACAAGGAGGCCCUGGCAGAGGCGACGGCGGCGGAGGCGGCGAGAGAAGAGGCGCCGCAGUCGCUGGCCGUUGGUUCUCCUGCGACCUCCGCCAGCUGCACCUCGCACGCAUCCUGCUUGAUUUCUGCUUCUGCACCACUGCUAUCGUCGUCUCCUGCCGUUGGCCGCCUGCCUGCCAGCCUAUCUGACCAGCAGACGCGCUGGAAGCAGAGGCCACAUCGGCAUCUCAGCCCCGCAAUUGUCUCGCUGCCCCUGUCCAGCCUACGUCGACGUCACACCCCAGUCGCCUGUGAUCUCUCACUGCAAUACCGUGUGUCCUCUUCUUAUGGUCUUCUGGUGAUCAGGAAGGAUGCUCUCGUCCGGUUUCGCCAACGCGCCCGUCUCCAAAUUCCUCGUCGUCUACGUCGUCGCGUCUUCUGUCGCGCUCGCUAUCUUCGACGUCAAGCACCUGGCCCACAUCCAGGUCAGUCCGCAUCUAUGGAGGUAUGGGCAGCUGUCGCGCGUGCUGCUGUGGCAGGUGGCCGGACUUUUCUUGUGACAACGCUGCCCUACACGACCAUCAUCACGCCGCUCCUCCUCGCCCUCGUCCUUCGUCCCCUGUCCUUCAACACGCUCAACUAUCUCCCGUCUGGUCCGACGGCCACGAUUUUUGCUCUCCUGGCGCAAUACCAUGCGGCUGUGCCCCAUACGUUCAAGUAUCGCAUCUCCACCAGCAGUAGCAGCAACAACAAUACUCCUUCCCUGACGAUCCUCCUCUCCGACAAGUCAACUACGUAUCUUGUCGCGGCCCAGUUGGCUUUGUCUCAGUUUCCUGCGACGCUGCUCCCUGCUGCUGUGGGCUGGGCCGUCGGUGUGGCCUGGCGCGCCGACAUCCUCCCGACGUCGCGACGAGGGGGCGGCGGAGGAUGGCGAGUUCCGGCCUGGCUGGUGGGCGAGAAGGAGCCCGUGCGACGGCGCUCACCUGCAGGAGCAACAGCCAGCAGCAGCGGUGCUUCGAUCAGUGGGGGAGACAGUGAGCGGUACGAGGACCUGCGCAGACGCCUGGACGCAGCGUCGGCAGCAGCAGCAGCACAGGCGGCCGCCAGCAGUGGAGUGGAGGCGUCGCAGCAGCGGCAGAGACGGCCGUUGCUGGAGAGAUUUCGGGGCGUUUUCUAG